GUCUCGUUGAAUGGACGACGACGGCGUCGAAUUGUGGCAAUCGUCCGCCGCUUACUACAAUGACGACGACAACGAGGAUGAACAGGAUGGCAGAGACAGUGCACAUGCAUUCGGCAUUGAUCGCAUGGACGUCCACCAGCGAGCUGUGCAACAACAAGACCAAGUCACUCAUCCGCACUCAGAUGCCAAGAUUGUCCAUGCCAAGUCCGUGGCAGAGGAACGCGGGACGCCCGCCAGAAACAGAAACACGGACGAUGCAUGCCCAGUCUGCCUCGGUGACUUUGUCGACAAGACCAUGCUCGAGAGCUGCUUCCACAUCUUUUGUUACGAGUGCAUUCGGCGAUGGUCAGCCGUCAAUCGCAUGUGCCCGCUGUGCAAGACAAAGUACUCGGCAGUCAUCCAUCACAUCAGGAGCGAAACCGAUUUCGUGCGCGAAGUACUGUCCUCCGUGUCAGGGCCGGCUGCACAACCUGCACAUCAACCUGGCGAAACGACCGUUGUGAUCAACCGAAGAUUGCAAGAGCGAAUCAAUGCGCAGCGGACUUCACCCUCUACCCCGCUGGCCAGGUCUGUUGUGUCGAUACCAAGAACUGCUGCGUCUCGAGAGCGCCGAAGAGUAAUCUACGCGAAUCGAUUGCGCGCCAUGUAUCUGGGUGGUGGCGCCCCAUCACGAUGCCACGCAAUAGAUCCUGCUAGCUUUCAAAGGCAGCCGCAGUUGGUCCAGCGCCUCGUGCCUUGGAUUGCGCGUGAUCUCGAUGUCCUUCUGGCAGAUGCGAGUACCGUGACGUUCGUUUUGAAUUACAUUCUCUCGCUGCUCGAAGAAGUCGACCUGCAAUCCAAUGCGUUUGUGGCAUUGGUUCAAUCCUUUCUUCACGAGCACUCGGAACAUUUCGUCCACGAAUUGGUACAAUUUGCACGCUCAACACUCGACAUGGCGGCCUACGACAGACAUGUGCAGUACGCUGUGCCCGACGCUCAACCACAGCGCCUCGUCAGGCAGGCAGUCGCCCCCGCAGAACGCCCACCCAGUCUUGCUCGCUCAGCACAGCCAGUGUCUCUGUCGGACGAGUUUCUGACCGAAGUAUCCGAGCUGCUGGCGCAAUCUGAAAGGUAUGAGCCCUCCGCUGGUCGUCAAGCCGCAGAGGCCGUGGCAGCUGCAGAAAGGCGGCAAUCCCGCGGACCGGGUUGUGACCGGUUUUUGCGCUCGCCAUCUCGAUCUCGGUCGCGAUCCCCACCUUCUCGGUACUCGCGCUCCCGCUCUCGCUCGCCUUCCAAACACUCAACUACGCGGUAUUCACGCUCGCGCUCUCCAAGACCCCAUAGUUCAUCGCGACGCAGGCGAUCCCCCUCCCGCUCACACUCCCGAUCGCCGGCUCGAUCGCGCUCACCACCAUCACCACUACCACCACAACCGCGAUAUCGGCGUCACUCGACUCGAUCUCCAGCCCCCACUCGGCGCGACAAGCCCCGUCGUCAUUCUCGUCGGCGUUCGAAAUCCAGCUCGCCUACCCGCACCGUGUCCGAGCCUCCUCAACUGUCGCACCCUACAUCGACUCAGUUGCAUUCUCCAUCAACUCUUCCAUCCGACAGCGCCAAAACGGUGAUCUCUGCUCCCACGCAACCAUCGGGCUCGAGUGCCGCUCAUCAGGUGCAACAGCUGCACCAGCGGGAAUUGCAACUUGCUCGCAGUAACCUCCUAAACCUAAUGGUGCAGCGUGAAAUGCUCUCCAAAUCUGGGGCCGAAGGCCAAGCUGGAGCUGCGCUGGAUGCUCAGAUCGCGUCCUUGAAGCGUCUGUUGAACUCCUCCCACUCGUAAACUCACUGUAGAAUCUCUUAUUUAUCGGCCAUGAAACGUUCAUGCUGCGUGGUAAAACGAAUUAUCUAAUACAAACAAUUGAAUACAAAC
Capsaspora owczarzaki ATCC 30864 is the source of this 1906-nucleotide messenger RNA. RefSeq lists its product as hypothetical. Gene Ontology annotation, molecular function: ubiquitin protein ligase activity. Lineage: Eukaryota; Filasterea; Ministeriida; Capsasporidae. The transcript is spliced from 8 exons. The record is from RefSeq and is a predicted model, not a curated record. Gene Ontology annotation, biological process: protein polyubiquitination; protein monoubiquitination. Bases 11 to 1816 code for a protein of 601 amino acids.